AUGUCUUACAAUCGUCCGGCCGCCCCUCCACCGGCAUACCAGAACCAAAAUGACCCCCAAUACCAACAACAACAGGGUCCAUAUGACAACCAAGAACAGAAUGGGUGGACUCAACAACAACAGCAGCAGCAGCAGCAAAGCAAUGACGACCCUGAAAAAGGUAGCUGGGGCAAUGACAAUAUGGGAUCUGGUAAACCAGAAAGUGAUGCUCAAUCCUUUGAUGAUGCAUUCAAAGUUGAAAAACCAAGGUUCAACGACUGGCCGUUUGCAGUGUUUUUUUAUCUUGUGGUGUUUGGUUUUCUUGCGGUGGCUGUCAUCACCAUUAGAGCGUAUCAUUUAACGCAUUCAUCUCAAGGUGGUGGGAUCUAUAAUAACAACACUGGUGAUUCCUUGAAUACUAAUACCAUUAUCAUGUUUAUGUUUGCCAUUGCCAUCGCAGUGGUUUUGGCAACGAUGGUGAUUGCAUUUGCGAAAUUGUGGCCGAGAAAAUUCAUCACCAUUGGUUUGAUUUGUAACGUUAUUUUUGGGUUAGGUACCGCAAUUGCCUAUCUUGUUAUGAAAUAUUGGUCUGCUGGUAUUGUAUUUUUGGUGUUCACUUGCUUAUGUGCCUGGUGUUACUGGACUUGCAGGCAUAGAAUCCCAUUUUCUGGUGCUGUGUUAUCGAUCGUCAUUGAUGUUAUGAAAGAUCAUCCUAGUGUGUUAUUGGUUUCUUUACUCGGUGUUGUAAUUUCUGGUGCUUUCAGUGUGUUCUUUGCGUUUGUUGUCACUUCAACUUAUGUUAAGUUCGAUGAUACAUCUUCGAACCCUGGCUGCUCGGUUUCCGGUGGUAGCUGUUCGCAAUCCACGUUGAUUGGAGUAUUGGUGUUUGUUUUCUUUGCCGGUUACUAUAUUACUGAAGUCAUUAGAAAUGUGAUUCAUACAACCAUUUCUGGGGUUUAUGGUGUCUGGUAUUAUUUGUCUAAAUCUGACCAAGGCGAGCCAAAAAAUGCUGCUUGGGGAGCAUUUAAGAGAGCAAUGACUUACUCUUUUGGGUCAAUUUGUGAAGGUUCUUUGAUCGUUGCUAUCAUUAGCUUAAUUAGACAAGGUAUUAACAUUUUGCGUCAAAAUGCCCUUGCCAACAAUGAAAUGUGUCAAGCGUUCUUGUUGUGCUUCCUCGAUAUGGUUGUCAUGGUGCUUGAAUGGUUAGUUAGAUGGUUCAAUCAUUAUGCAUAUUCAUACAUUGCCCUUUAUGGGACCAAUUAUACCUCUGCUUCCAAAGAUGUUUACGAAUUAUUUAGAUAUAAGGGUUUUGAUGCUAUGAUCAAUGAUUGUUUGAUCAACACCGCUCUCAGUUUUUAUAGUGUGUUCAUUGCCUAUGUCACAGCACUUUUCGUUUUCUUGUACUUGAGAUUGACAAAGCCAUCUUACAAUGACUCAGGCUCAUUUUAUGGUCCUUUGGUGGCGUUUGGAUUCCUUAUUGCUGGUCAGAUCGCCAAUGUCAGCACUACAGUGAUCACCAGUGGUACCAGUACAUUUUUUAUUGCCUUAGCAAGAGAUCCAGAAGUCUUCAGAUUAAGCUAUCCUGAACAGUUUGAAGAAAUUUUCAGAACUUAUCCCCAAGUAUUGGAGAAAUUAAACUUGCCUCACUCCAACGGCAACUGA
Saccharomycopsis crataegensis is the source of this 1641-nucleotide messenger RNA. It is a transcript of the gene PNS1, whose product is annotated as Pns1p. Gene Ontology annotation, cellular component: plasma membrane. The record is from RefSeq and is a predicted model, not a curated record. The coding region runs from base 1 to 1641 and encodes 546 amino acids. The transcript has a single exon. Gene Ontology annotation, molecular function: transmembrane transporter activity. Gene Ontology annotation, biological process: transmembrane transport. NCBI's taxonomy places the organism in Eukaryota, Fungi, Ascomycota, Saccharomycetes, Ascoideales, Saccharomycopsidaceae.